This is a messenger RNA of Diospyros lotus (date-plum), 2037 nucleotides long. Its product is annotated as probable aminotransferase TAT2. The record is from RefSeq and is a predicted model, not a curated record. The coding region runs from base 74 to 1321 and encodes 415 amino acids. The transcript has 7 exons. Lineage: Eukaryota; Viridiplantae; Streptophyta; Magnoliopsida; Ericales; Ebenaceae. Gene Ontology annotation, biological process: biosynthetic process; amino acid metabolic process. Gene Ontology annotation, molecular function: transaminase activity; pyridoxal phosphate binding.
CGCUGGCUAUAUAAACCGACUCUUCCCCUUCUUCUCCACUUGAGACAGCUUUCGGAAACCACAUCAGAAAUCAAUGGAGAAUGGGGCGGCGAAAUGUGAUUCCCGGGAGCGGAAACCCACUCCGCCCCUCACAGUUCGAAGUGUUCUCGACGCCCUUAUGGAAAACCUCGACCAAUCCGAUCGCCGCCCGGUUGUCCCCCUCGGCCACGGCGACCCCUCCUCCUUUCCCUGCUUCCGGACCUCUCCGGCCGCCGAGGACGCCAUUGUCGAAGCUCUCCGAUCCGCCAAGCUCAACUGCUACGCUCCUUCUUUGGGGCUCGACGCUGCCAGGAGGUCCAUUGCAGGACAUCUCUCUCGUGAUCUUCCAUAUAAAUUAUCAGCAGAUGAUGUUUUUCUCACUGCCGGUGCCAAUCAUGCAAUUGAUAUCUUAAUAACAGCCCUUGCUCAGCAUGGCGCCAAUAUAUUACUUCCUAAACCUGGUUAUCCAACAUAUGAAGCUUGUGCUGCAUUUAGGCAUCUUGAAGUAAGAUACUUUGAUCUUCUGCCAGAAAAGGGUUGGGAGGUUGAUCUAGAUGGUGUAAAAGUUCUUGCAAAUGAUAAGACUGUUGCUAUGGUCAUCAUUAAUCCUGGGAAUCCCUGUGGGAGUGUUUUCACACUUGAACACAUGAAAAAGAUAACUGAGACUGCAAAAACGUUAGGGCUAUUGCUGAUUGCGGAUGAAGUUUAUGCCCAUUUGGCUUAUGGGAGUAAUCCGUUUGUGCCAAUGGCUGUGUUUGGAUCAAUCACACCCAUUCUUACCCUUGGUUCUCUAUCAAAGAGAUGGAUUGUUCCUGGUUGGCGACUUGGUUGGAUAGUGACAACCGAUCCUAAUGGCAUCCUUCAAAAAUCUAAGGUUGUUGAGACCCUGCAGUCCUAUAUCAAGAUCACAGCCGAUCCUGCAACUUUUGUUCAGGGAGCUGUACCUCAUAUUCUUGAGAAGACUACAGAGGAUUUCUUUUUGAAGAUAAGAAACAUGCUCAGAGAAGCUGCUAACAUUUGCUAUGAUAAACUCAAGGAAAUCCCUUGCGUUACUUGCCCACAUAGACCUGAAGGAGCCAUGUCUACAAUAGUGAAGCUUGACCUGUCAUUAUUGGAAGACAUAAAUGAUGAUCUGGAUUUCUGUGUCAAGCUUGCGAAAGAGGAAUCUGUGAUUGUUUUACCGGGGUCUGCCAUGGGGCUGAAGAAUUGGCUCCGGGUAACGUUCUCUGUUGAGCCAUCGCUGCUUGAAGACGGCCUUCUGAGGGUGAAAACUUUUUACUUGAGGCAUGCCAAGAAGAAGUAACAUCUCUUCUAACAUAGGUCUUGAAUAUUCAGUAGUUAGGAACUGCCUGCAGAUUGAAUGUUUUGUUACUGAAGUUUUAAAUGGUGCUGAACCAUAUAUAUGUGGCUAUUCCGGUGAACCUUGGAAGUUGAAAUAAGCUGCUAUGCUAUGGGUUUUCAGCCUCAUCCAUUCUUUCCUUGCAGUCUGGGAAUGUGAACUUACAAAUGCAAAGCAUAGGAUUGGAUAGGAGAAUCUGUUCUUAGUUCAAAGUGGUUCCCAAGUUGACAGAACAAAAAUAUUCUGCCGAAGCUAGUAUUGAAGUAAGGUGAUUUCUUUGUUUUCAUUUCAAAUGAUGCUACUUCUUUGAAUUCACUUAAACAUUUAUUUAGAGACGUUGUAGAGUUAAGAUGGGUGAGCCGAUUGAAAUGCUUUUUUUUUUUUUGAAAUUCUGCAGCCACAGUGAAGUGUUGCUCUCUAUUAGGGGCUUUUUGGGAUGGCCUUCCAAUAUUUAAAUUAGAAGAAGAGGUUGUGGGUUAAUGGAAAAUUAGAAAUUAGAGAGAAGGCAAAUUAAUGAAGGAAAAGAUUUUUAGUAAGUUUUAAAAUAAAAUUUAAAGUUUAAUCAUUUUAAACUUGUCUUUUUGGUAAGAUCUCUUUCAUUCUAUCAUUGAUAUCAUAAUCUGUAAAUCUUAAUUGUUCAUAAGGUAUGGUAUAAUGAUAAUUAUAAGAGGGCAUGAAUU